AUGUCAGCUUCCAAAGGCAUUGGCACAUUCGGUAGCGUAUCUCUACUCGUGUCCUCCAUGACGGGACCGGGUCUAGCAACCAUUCCACCUCUUUUUCAACAGUCUGGAUGGCUAGCCCCUACCAUCAUUUUCAUUGUGGUUGGUGUCUUGUCUGCUUUUUCUACCUUUUUCAUGUGCGAAGUAUUAUCAAGUAUCAAAGGAAAUGAAAAGUUCCAGGCCAAAGUUGAGUUUACCACCGUUGCUCAAUUGAUCUUGGGCAAGAAAUACCACUUUUUCUUCCAAAUCAUGCUCUUCAUUGCACUACAAGCCGUCAACGUGGCGAGUAUCAUCAUUGCUGGGCAGACCUUUGACGGCAUGAUCAUUACUCUUUUCAAAGGCACAUGUGGACUUGGUAUUGCACCGGGCGGUUGGUUUUGCAUUACUGAAGCAGUUGAAUUGGGCAAUUCGCCAUUCUCGAGCGAUGAUUACUAUAUCUUUACAUUUGGCUUUCUUUUGGCGGCUGUCAUGGUGAUUCCAUUGGGCUUCUUCACAUUGGUGGACAAUAUCAUUGUGCAAAUGACCUCGUUCAUUGUGUUGCUUGGUGUACUGCUUCAAUGGAUUGUAGCCUUUUGCCAAGAAGGACUCGACCCCUCAUUGUUGCCAGCCGUCGGACCCAAUUCCAAGAUGGUACUUGGCAUGGCAGUUUUCAAUUUCAGUUACAUCACCACGAUACCUACAUGGGUGAAUGAGCUUAAACCUCAUGUAUCCAUUCACAAGACGCUUGGCAUCUCCGUUGCCAUAUCCGCCGCCAUCUAUGUUAUGAUUGGCAUCUUUGGUGGCAUGGCAUAUCAAAUGGAAGCAUCUGCUGAUAUCACAGCCAUCCUAAGCCGACAAGGUUCGAUUGCCUCCAAAGUGACCGCUUACAUAUUCCCUGUGUGCGCUCUUGUUACCUCGAUUCCAGUCUUUUGUAUUGUCAUUCGCCAAAAUUUGAUCCGUGGUGGUCUUUGUGGCAACCCUAUGGCCAUCUUUGUGUCUAAUCUCCUUCCUUGGCUAGUUUGCAUCCCACUGCAAACGAAGGAUUGGAUUGGUGUCAUUCAAAAUUGGAGUAGCUUAUUCUUUCAAUCGACGGUCAAUUACAUCCUUCCGUUCAUCCUUUACUUUGCCUCUCGGAAAUACCUUGCGUCGGUUGUCACACCACCUGAAGAAAAGGCUGGUCCACCAGAACCCACUGAUGUGGUCAUGUACCAUCCCGAAGAAAAUCGCUCUGUAUCCAUCCGCCGUUCUGAGAUUGCCUAUCGCACCUCGCGUAUUAGUCGUAUGGAGCAAUCGGUGUUGAGCAAAUCACCUCGAUUUUCGGGUACACCUCGUUCACCCUUGUCACCACGUUCACCUCGCCUUCAUCAUCAUGGCGGUGAUUUUUCACCUGCACCACCUAUUGUAUUUUCGGAUGAGCAGCAACAACCUCCUCCUUCAUCCCUUCUUCAAGUGCCAUCAGCCAUCAGCCCUCAAAACUCACCACGUAUGACGACGACGACUGCUGGAGGAGGUGAUAAUAACAAGCAGCAACAUGGAUCACCUAUUAUGGGGGUCACUGAUUCGCCAAAGUUGAACGUGCCUGGUUCACCCAUUACAUCUCCAAAGAUGAAUUCACCAAACAAUAAGGCUCUCAAGGUACCUCCCACCACUUCUACAAGUCAAGGUGAUAGCUCUUCCAAUUCAAACAGCAAUCAAACAUUGGCCGCAUCCCCUGCUCAAGGCCUUGGUAUUACACCAUCCACUCCCAAUAACAAGGAAGACGAACACAAGACAUCUUCGUGGAUCCUCAGUGGUCUUUCAUUGCGCAACAACAGCAACAUCAAUCAUAACAACAACAACCUAUCGAGCGUCAUUGAAGAAGAAUCCAAAGUACAAGAGGAUGAUCAAAUGGAUGACCUACUUGAAGGACCUGGGUUCCAUGCUUUCAAGCCACGUAGGUGGCUCAAUCCGUUUUACAUUGCUGUCGUAUGCAGUGUAUGUAUGGGCGGCUCGAUUAUCUUUAUGAUCAUCUACGAUUUGACCUUAUUGGGUAUGGGUACAGACGUCUUUGACUAA
Lichtheimia ornata is the source of this 2070-nucleotide messenger RNA. RefSeq lists its product as uncharacterized. Bases 1 to 2070 code for a protein of 689 amino acids. The transcript is spliced from 8 exons. The record is from RefSeq and is a predicted model, not a curated record. NCBI's taxonomy places the organism in Eukaryota, Fungi, Mucoromycota, Mucoromycetes, Mucorales, Lichtheimiaceae.